Messenger RNA from Rodentolepis nana, 1239 nucleotides. Lineage: Eukaryota; Metazoa; Platyhelminthes; Cestoda; Cyclophyllidea; Hymenolepididae. The record is from the annotation of a GenBank genome assembly.
AUGUCCGCAUACGCUCCAGGUGAUAUCAACCCUUCUAACUAUCAUCAAAAUGAGGAGGCCCCACCAGGUCAGCCAAAACACAUGGCAACCGUUUAUCAAUCAAUGAAAUCCUUCAUCCACACCCAAGUCGAAGCAAGACGCAGUGGGAUUGCAAGAAAUCUCCAUGAAGUAAUCCAAAUUGCUCAGGAUAUUCUUCGCGAAGUAGAACUCCAAGAACCGCGUUUUAUAAACACCUUGAAAGCAACCAGUGAAGGAACUAACAAUUCCGGAUCAGUUACCAGCAUUCUUGCUCAAAAAUAUGGCCUGGAUAUUGAUUUGUAUGAAGGUCUACGCGUGAAUUCUUCAAAUGAGUUUGAGGUUAUUUUAUUUCUUAAUCAGAUGGGCGUUUUUAACUUUGUUGACGAUGGAAGUGUUCCUGGAGGAGCGGUUUUGAAACUCUCGGAUGGUCGGAAGAGGAGUAUGUCACUUUGGGUAGAGUUUAUCACCGCUUCUGGUUACCUUUCUGCACGAAAGAUUCGUGCGCGGUUUCAUAGUCUCGUUGCUCAGGCUAUUGAGAAGUCUGCUUAUCGUGCUAUCCUUCAACUCAUUAGUGGAAAUAAUAGUGAAGUGAAGAUUCGAGUGCGAGACCGGUACACCCUUCAAAUCACACCUGCUUUUCGUUGUCAGGGUCUCUGGCCAAGGUCAGCUAAUCAUUGGCCAACUGCAUCAUCACCCGGUUUACUAGCCUGGCCUUGCCCACGACUUCUUGCUGAAGUCAAACAUGAAGGGUUUACACUUCUCAGUCAGGAAUCAAUUUUUACAAGGUCUGACAAGCAGCAGCAGGCUUCUGCGGAAGGUGAUGCAUGGCAGUUAGAUUUCUACGAAGCUGAAGAACGUCUUUUGAGUCAAGGCUCACGCCAACUUUGCCUUAACAUACUCACAACUCUUUUUGAACGUCAUCUAGUUUUGAAUGAUGCCAGGAUGCUUCAUGAUUAUCUAAUUAAGACUUUACUUCUCCACGAAUGUGAAAAACAUCCCAGAGAGGACGAGUGGAAUGAAUACGCAUUGCCAGAUCGUAUCAACGGAAUUUUACUUCAACUUAUCUCCUGUCUUCAACACCGGCAUUGUCCACAUUACUUCCUUCCUCAGUUGGAUCUAUUUGCUCAGUACACGACUCAUAUGUUAGAACUAGCUGCCAGGCGUUGCUGGACUCUACUAAGAAGCCUAAUCACCUGCCCAACUGCAUUCCAAAGAUUGUAA